Chaetomium strumarium is the source of this 1653-nucleotide messenger RNA. RefSeq names its product major facilitator superfamily transporter sugar. NCBI's taxonomy places the organism in Eukaryota, Fungi, Ascomycota, Sordariomycetes, Sordariales, Chaetomiaceae. Gene Ontology annotation, cellular component: membrane. Gene Ontology annotation, molecular function: carbohydrate:proton symporter activity. The transcript is spliced from 2 exons. Gene Ontology annotation, biological process: carbohydrate transport; transmembrane transport. The record is from RefSeq and is a predicted model, not a curated record. The coding region runs from base 1 to 1653 and encodes 550 amino acids.
AUGGGCUACACUACUCUCUGGAAGAGGCUGUCGCCCCGAAACCUCAACAUCGCCAUCCAGGUCUUCUCCCUCAUCAGCAUCUUCUUCGAGGGCUAUGACCAGGGCGUCAUGGGCGGCGUCAACGCCUCGCCGCGCUAUGUCGCCGAGGUCGGCAUCGGCCUGCCGGAUGGCACCGUCACCGACACGGUUCACCAGGGCGGCAUCGUCUCCAUCUACUACCUGGGCUGCAUCUUUGGCUGCUUUGCCGGCGGGUGGGCUGCCGAUAGGAUCGGCCGGAUCAACGGGUAUCUCAAACCCCCUUCUUCAAAUCUGCGUUGCCGUGAACACUUUCUAAUCAGCCUGCAUGGUCCCAGUCUUUUCCUUGGGUCUUUCUUUGCACUCGUUGGCGGUGCCCUUCAGGCGGCAACCCAGUCCAGUGACUUCAUCCUGGUAGCUCGCGUGGUGACGGGAGUCGGGACAGGCGCCCUGACCGGAAUCACGCCCGUGCUUGUCUCCGAGACAUCAACCGCCAGCCACAGGGGCGGCUAUCUCGGCUACGUCUUCAUCGCCAACUACCUGGGCAUCGCCGUCGCAUACUGGAUCUCGUUCGGGCUGGCCUUUGUCAACGACGGCUAUUCAGACGUGCGCUGGCGGUUUCUGCUGGCCUUCCAGUGCUUCCCAGCCCUCCUUCUGCUCGCCGGCAUCCGGCUGCUGCCCGACAGCCCGCGAUACCUCGCCUCCGUCGGCCGCUUCGACGACGCCCGCGAGGUGUUGGAGCAUGUGCGCGGCAACUACGGCCCGGAAGUGCAGAGAGAGUUUCGCGAGAUCACCGCCGUCGCCAGAAGCAGCCAGAAGAGCUCGCCGCUGCAGUUCGCCAAGAUCCUGGCUGGCAAGGGCGGCAAGCCGGGCCACCACCUCGGCAGGCGGUCGUGGCUGUGCUUGAUCCUGCAGAUCAUGGCCUCGUGGACCGGCAUCACCGCCGUCACGGCUUACUCUCCCGUCCUCCUCUCCGCCGCCGGAUACAACGACCUCACGCAGAACGGCCUGGCAGGCGGCCUGAGCACCGUGGGCAUCAUCGGAACCAUCAUCAGCGCCCAGAUUGUCGACCGGCUGGGCCGCCGCACGUGUCUGAUGGGCGGCGCGUUCGGCCUGUUCGCCGUGAACCUCGUCGCCGCGAGCGUGUACGAGGCCGCCAGGGCGCAGCCGGAAAAGGCGGCGUCGUACGCCCCGGCCGCCGUGACCAUGUUGUUUCUCUUCAACAUCUGCUAUGCCGCGACCUGGGGCACCGUCGCCUUCCUCGUGCCCACCGAGAUCUGGCCGUCCGACAUGCGGGCGCAGGGCAACGGCUUCGGCAUCACCGGCUGGGCUAUUGGUGUCGGCUGGACUGUCUUGGUCAACCCUGUCAUGUUCGGAAAUCUUGAGAAUAGGACGUACUUCCUCUUUGCAGCGCUGAAUUUGCUGUGGAUUCCCAUCGUAUACUUGUUCUACCCCGAAACCGCCGACAGAUCGCUCGAGUCCAUCGACGCCCUCUUCUCCACCGACAGCCCCUUCAACUGGAAUAUGGAGAAGGCGUACCGCGAACAUGGCGAUGUCCUCGCGGAGCUGCGGCAGUCGGAUGUCUCAUCUGUGCAGGAAGAUGGAAGUUUUGCGGAUAAGAGUGCGCAGCUUGUUUGA